CCUGGGGAUAACCACCUACUUGUGCAUAUCGUGUAGGCACCGAUUCCAAGGUGGUGAAGCCUGCACCUCGCAUCAACGCCACUGGGCGAGCUAUAAUUCCCACUGAGCAGGCGACAGUUUUCACUUCCCAGUCCCUUACACUUGCAUUCCUGCAGUCCUUCAGUCCCUGUUUCGAUUACCUCGAUUACCUUACCUCCAUGGCGGGCAACAACAAGGAGCCCAACGGUACUGUGGGUAAUUCAGCUUUUCCACGAGAAACAUUGCCCAAAGACCUUCAGAAGCUAGUCGACCGCGAAGAUGACCUGUUGGACAACAUCUACGAUGGGCAGGGCCCUGACACGACCGAGACGUCGGUGCGAUAUGCUGCGUAUGCGAACCGUUUAAGAACUAUCAUGCUGUCUGCACACCGAUAUGUUGCAUAUACCUCAGAUAUUGGAGAGUCCUUUCGACCUGUGGCACAUCCCUGGCUCGUUCGCGGCGCAUACGGUGUUUCUUGGGCAUAUAUUCUAGGAGACGUUGGCCAUGAGGGCUUCAAAGCGUACAAGCGAAACCAGCGAUUAUUACAUCCACAGAGCGAGGAAUAUAAAGAUGCCUCGGAUAUGACCAAACCACCCAUGCCUGCCAAAGGAGCUGAGCCCCAACGAUUACCCAUGCACAUCCCAGCAAUUGAAGACUAUCGAAGUGUCAUGGUCCAAAGGGCCGUCUUCCAGAGUCUCGCGUCUAUGGGCUUGCCCGCCUUUACGAUUCAUAGUAUUGUCAAAUAUUCGGGGAAGGCACUCAAGACGGCUUCCAAUACAACAUUGAGGACAUGGGGUCCUAUUGGACUCGGACUGGCAGCCGUCCCAGCACUUCCAUAUAUCUUUGACGAACCUGUCGAAGCAGCAGUGGAAUGGUCAUUCUAUCACGCAUUCAAAGCCAUUGGAGGGGAGGAUGCAGUUGGACAACGACAUUCCACCGGAAGAGAACACGAACUUCAGGCAGAGGCCAAACUUGCCAAAGCAAAGAAAGAUUUAUAACCUCAACAGUCGAAUGUGUGUUUAUCUUGAAGAUCGACUGAUAUGGCGUCGCAUUUCUACACUGGCAUGUGGAUGACGGUUCAGAAGUACAUAUAUCUCUACUCGUUCUUGGUUUUAUAGACCGAAAAGAACUCCAGUAGCGUGUUGAAGAUAAUGGUGUUGAGUUGAUGUGGUGAUCCAGAAGGACGUCCACAAGGCUGUGGUCUCAAGAUUUGACCAACUUACCAACCUAUGUACACGCUAACAAUACAACAACCUCCCUUCAAUCAUGUAUAGACCC
Exophiala mesophila is the source of this 1296-nucleotide messenger RNA. RefSeq lists its product as uncharacterized. The coding region runs from base 198 to 1016 and encodes 272 amino acids. The transcript is spliced from 2 exons. Lineage: Eukaryota; Fungi; Ascomycota; Eurotiomycetes; Chaetothyriales; Herpotrichiellaceae. The record is from RefSeq and is a predicted model, not a curated record. Gene Ontology annotation, cellular component: mitochondrion. Gene Ontology annotation, biological process: mitochondrial fission.